Mercenaria mercenaria is the source of this 3258-nucleotide messenger RNA. Its product is annotated as pre-mRNA-splicing factor SYF1-like. Gene Ontology annotation, cellular component: Prp19 complex; post-mRNA release spliceosomal complex; U2-type catalytic step 2 spliceosome. Gene Ontology annotation, molecular function: protein binding. Lineage: Eukaryota; Metazoa; Mollusca; Bivalvia; Venerida; Veneridae. The transcript is spliced from 24 exons. The record is from RefSeq and is a predicted model, not a curated record. Gene Ontology annotation, biological process: generation of catalytic spliceosome for first transesterification step; mRNA splicing, via spliceosome. The coding region runs from base 85 to 2664 and encodes 859 amino acids.
CUACAAAAUAAUGCGACGUACAUUUUAACGUUCAAAAUGGCUGCGCCCAUGAAAUAGUGUUUACAUCGAAAUCAACAUUUUUCAAUGGUUGUUAAAUAUUUCCAAGACGCCGCUGACAAUAUGCCUGUAGUAGAUAGGAACACUUUGAAAAAUAUUUUUUUCGAGGAGGAUGACCUUCCCUUUGAAGAGGAUAUACUGAGAAAUCCGUUCACUGUAAAAUGUUGGCUAAGGUAUAUUGAGCACAAGAAAGAUUCUGGUGCAUCUGCACUUAACGUUAUCUAUGAGAGGGCUCUGAAAGAAUUGCCUGGCAGUUACAAGUUAUGGUACAGCUACCUGAAGCUGCGCCGACUUCAGGUGCGUGGAAUGUGCAUCACAGAGCCUGCUUAUGAAGAUGUGAACAGUGCACACGAAAGAUCCCUCGUGUUUAUGCAUAAGAUGCCGAGGAUAUGGUUGGACUACUGUGAACUGUUGAUGAGCCAGGGUUUGAUCACUAGAACACGUCAAACGUUUGACAGAGCUCUUCGUGCUUUGCCGAUUACACAACAUCACAGGAUCUGGCCACUAUAUCUCAAGUUUGUACGCAUGUAUGAUCUCAAAGAAACAGCAGUGAGGGUGUAUAGAAGAUACCUUAAGUUGAGUAAGGAGAAUGCAGAAGAGUAUAUAGAAUACUUAAAGUCUAUUGGCUGGCUGGAUGAAGCUGCUCAGCGAUUGGCUGAUAUUAUCAAUGAUGACAGCUUUGUAUCUAAAGAAGGCAAGUCAAAACAUCAGUUAUGGAAUGAGCUUUGUGAUCUGAUUGCUAAGAAUCCUGACAAAGUGACGGCAAUGAACAUUGAACCGAUCAUUCGUCAGGGAUUAAAGAGAUACACCGACCAGAUUGGCGUGCUCUGGAAUUCCCUUGCUGAUUAUUAUAUUCGUGGUGGACAUUUUGAAAGGGCUCGGGAUAUUUAUGAGGAAGCAGUUCAGACUGUUAUAACAGUGAGAGAUUUCACGCAAGUAUUUGAUGCCUAUGCACAGUUUGAGAAAAAUCUGAUCAGUGCUAAGAUGGAAUCUAUGGAAGAAGAAGGACCUACAGAGGAAGAUGAUCUAGAUUUAGAGUUACGAUUGGCAAGACUUGAGUCACUGAUGGAUAGACGACCCCUUCUUCUAAACAGUGUUUUACUACGACAGAAUCCUCACAAUGUACAUGAGUGGCAUAAAAGAGUGAAACUGUAUGAGGGUAAACCUAGAGAGAUUAUAACUACAUACACAGAAGCUGUGCAAACAGUGGAUUCAAAAAUAGCCUCUGGUAAACCACAUACACUUUGGUGUGAGUUUGCAAAAUUUUAUGAGACAGCGGACCAAAUAGAAGAUGCAAGAAUAAUAUUUGACAAAGCCAUUAAAGUUCCGUAUAAACAUGUAGAUGAUUUAGCUUCUGUGUACUGUGAGUGGGCUGAGAUGGAAAUCAGACAUGAGAAUUAUGAAGCCUCUCUGAAGAUCAUGCAGAAAGCAACGACACCUCCUCCAAGGAAAGUUUCCUACCAUGAUGAGACAGAGACAGUUCAGUCCAGAGUUCACAAGUCACUUAAGGUGUGGUCCUUGUAUGCUGAUCUUGAAGAAAGCUUUGGAACAUUCAAGACUUGUAAAGCUGUAUAUGACAGAAUUAUCGAUCUGCGUAUAGCAACUCCUCAGAUUGUUAUGAACUAUGGUCUGUUUCUUGAAGAGAACAAUUAUUUUGAAGAAGCAUUCAAGGCGUAUGAGAAGGGUAUUGCAUUGUUCAGAUGGCCAAAUGUGUAUGAUCUGUGGAAUACUUACCUUACAAAAUUUAUAGACCGAUAUGGUGGAGAAAAAUUGGAGAGAUCCAGAGAUUUGUUUGAACAGUGUCUGGAGAAUUGCCCUGCCAAGUUUGCCAAAGCAAUUUAUUUGCUGUAUGCAAAACUAGAGGAAGAAUAUGGGCUGGCUCGGCACGCUAUGGCGGUAUACGACAGAGCAACUCAAGCUGUGUUACCAGAAGAACAAAAUGAGAUGUUUAACGUUUAUAUCAAACGCGCAGCAGAAUUAUAUGGUGUAACGUACACAAGACCUAUCUAUGAGAAAGCUAUAGAGGUUCUAAACCAUGACCAAGCCAGGGAGAUGUGUAUAAGAUUUGCUGAUUUGGAGCGUAAACUUGGUGAGAUUGACAGAGCUCGGGCAAUUUAUGCACAUUGUUCCCAGAUUUGUGAUCCAAGGUCAACAGCAGGUUUCUGGCAGACAUGGAAGGAAUUUGAAAUCAAACACGGCAAUGAGGAUACUGUUAGAGAAAUGUUGCGAAUCAAACGUAGUGUACAGGCAAUGUAUAACACACAGGUGAACUUCAUGUCCGCUCAAAUGUUGGCUGCAGCAACCUCGAAGGGAGAUAGCCAAGAAACAUCUGAGGCGAGUGAUGAGAUGCAGAAACUUGAGGAGAAGGCUAGACAGCUGGCAGAGGAAGCAAUGAAAGAUAAAAAUAAACCAGACAAAGGAAUAAUGUUUGUCAGGAGCAAUACAACAACUGAUGAGGAGCUGGGAGAGAUGACAAAGACGGUUAAUCCUGAUGAGAUUAACAUCGAUGAGGAUUACUCUACUGACGAAGAUGAAGAAGUGGAAGAAGUACAAGCUCAGACGGUACCUACAGAAGUUUUUGGAGGACUUGUUCAAGAAGAUGAUUAGAUUACUGAAGGGGGGAAAUAAAUAAACAUAUAUUGGAACAAUUGAUGCAUAAACUGUUUGUAAACUUUGUGAUCUAAUUUUGAAUAAAUGAAAAGGAAAUAUAAAAGAAUGAAAGUUUGGAAGGACCCCUGCACUAACUCAUGAAAUUAUGCAUGAAUAGAUGGAAAAAGGAAUAAUUUGUAUAAUGAAUAACAAAAGACAACAAAACACAAAGACACUCCCUAAACAAUGGGCACUGAAUGACGCUUUUUAGAUAUAACUUUUUUUUUCUUUCGUACAUUUAAAUAAAUGGCUUAUUAUUUGUUGCCAUGUCAUCGAGUAUAAAAUAAGUCGAUGAAGUUAAUAAAUAUCAUUUGGUUUACCUGUUGUCAAGACUAGCACAUGAUGCAGCAUGUUUAGUUCAAUUUACAUGUGUUUUUAUUUUAAGUUUAACUUUCUUUACUUUACAUCAACUAAAGACUUUGAAAUGUAUUCAGACUGAAUGAUUAUGAAUCUGACAAUUUGGCAACACGUCAGCUUUUGUUUAGAAAAAAAAAAACGAAUUUAUAUUGUCCUUUGUGUUUUAUAUGCUGAAUGUAUGAAAUCGAACUAAAG